GCAGAAUGGCAGUUGGGUGGAGGCAGGGAGCAAAAGAGGUGUUUCCUGGGACAGGGGGCGGAGACCUGAUGGCUUUAAGGUCCCCCAGGACUCAAGUUCACGGAGCUUCUGCAAACACCGGGCAGCUUUCAGAACUCCCGCUGUGACCAUCCCUUGUGGGCUCUUCCUGCCUGCACCUGCAGCCAGCUCCUGCGGCUCGCACCUGUUAUCAGGCCCCAACCAUGUCGGACAAGGCGCCCUUCGACACGGAUAUCAAUACCCUGACCCGAUUCGUCAUGGAGGAGGGCAGGAAGGCUCACGGCACGGGCGAGAUGACCCAGCUGCUGAACUCGCUCUGCACCGCGGUCAAAGCCAUCUCGUCCGCAGUGCGCAAAGCGGGCAUCGCACAGCUCUACGGCAUCGACGGCUCAACCAACGUGACGGGGGACCAAGUGAAGAAGCUGGACGUCCUUUCCAAUGACCUGGUUAUCAACAUGCUGAAGUCAUCCUUUGCUGCCUGUGUUCUUGUGUCCGAAGAAAACAAGCACGCCAUCAUAAUAGAGCCCGAGAAGAGGGGCAAAUAUGUUGUCUGUUUCGAUCCCCUGGAUGGCUCAUCCAACAUUGACUGCCUUGUGUCCAUUGGAACCAUUUUUGGCAUUUACAGAAAGAAAACCACCGACGAGCCUUCUGAGAAGGAUGCUCUGCAGCCAGGCCGGGACCUGGUGGCGGCCGGCUAUGCUCUCUAUGGCAGCGCCACUAUGCUGGUCCUUGCCUUGGAGUCUGGCGUCAACUGCUUCAUGCUGGACCCGGCCAUCGGAGAAUUCAUUCUGGUGGACAAGGACGUGAAGAUCAAGAAGAAAGGUAGCAUCUACAGCCUUAAUGAGGGCUACGCCAAGGACUUUGACCCUGCCAUCGCUGAGUAUGUCCAAAGGAAAAAGUUCCCUCAAGGUAAUUCAGCUCCCUACGGUGCCCGGUACGUGGGGUCCAUGGUGGCUGAUGUUCACCGCACUCUGGUGUACGGAGGGAUCUUUUUAUACCCUGCCAAUAAGAAGAGCCCCAGUGGAAAGCUGAGGCUGCUGUAUGAGUGCAAUCCUAUGGCUUUUGUCAUGGAGAAGGCAGGAGGACUUGCCACCACAGGGAAGGAAGAUAUUUUAGACAUCAUUCCCACUGACAUCCACCAGAAGGCACCAGUCAUCAUGGGGUCCCCUGAAGAUGUAAAGGAAUUCCUAGAGAUCUACAAGAAGCAUCAGGUCAAAUAAAGGCCUGCUUUGCCCUUGCCCCAAAGCAGAGCCUUGUAUCUGGACCUGCGACCUCAAGUGACACUGCCCCUUUCUGACUGUAUGCUGUAUAUUCCUAGACAACAGACCUAACAGUAUGGACAGUUCCACAGUCCAACACUUUGCAAUGCCCAAGACUGCCUCACCCACCUGCUAUCACACCACCAUGACAGGUAACAUGUAUUUUGAGCAGAAGAAGGAGAAAUAAACACACUCUUCCUUUAUAA
This is a messenger RNA of Mesocricetus auratus (golden hamster), 1483 nucleotides long. RefSeq names its product fructose-bisphosphatase 1 (gene Fbp1). Gene Ontology annotation, biological process: gluconeogenesis; fructose metabolic process; sucrose biosynthetic process. Gene Ontology annotation, molecular function: fructose 1,6-bisphosphate 1-phosphatase activity. Gene Ontology annotation, cellular component: cytosol; cytoplasm. NCBI's taxonomy places the organism in Eukaryota, Metazoa, Chordata, Mammalia, Rodentia, Cricetidae. The record is from RefSeq and is a predicted model, not a curated record. The transcript is spliced from 7 exons. The coding region runs from base 222 to 1238 and encodes 338 amino acids.